This is a messenger RNA of Aspergillus uvarum CBS 121591, 606 nucleotides long. Its product is annotated as high-affinity Cu transporter CTR3. Gene Ontology annotation, molecular function: copper ion transmembrane transporter activity. Gene Ontology annotation, cellular component: membrane. NCBI's taxonomy places the organism in Eukaryota, Fungi, Ascomycota, Eurotiomycetes, Eurotiales, Aspergillaceae. Gene Ontology annotation, biological process: copper ion transmembrane transport. The record is from RefSeq and is a predicted model, not a curated record. The coding region runs from base 1 to 606 and encodes 201 amino acids. The transcript is spliced from 4 exons.
AUGUCCAUGGACAUGGACAUGGGCACAGGCAGCUGCCAGAUCUCCAUGCUCUGGAACUGGACCACUAUCGACGCAUGCUUCCUCUCCAAAUCCUGGCACAUAACCACCAAAAGCAUGUUCGCCGGCUCCUGCCUCGGCACCAUCUGCCUCGUGGUGUGCCUCGAGUUCCUGCGCCGCGUCGGGCGCGAGUACGAUGCUUUCCUCGUCCGGCGGGCCCGGUUGCGGUAUCAGUUUCUCUCAACCCUUGAUCCUUCAGAGGGGGAGAUGCCCUUAGCGCCGGCUGCUUCAACUUCUCGGUGCAAGAACGCAGUCCCAGCAGCAGCAGCAGCAGCAGCAGCAGCUACUGUAGGAACAAGCACGGCAACAGCAGCACCAUCCUUCCGCCCAACCCUCCCCGAGCAACUCGUCCGCGCAACCCUGCACAUGCUGCAGUUCGCCGUGGCGUACUUCGUCAUGCUGCUGGCGAUGUAUUUCAACGGGUAUAUCAUCAUCUGCAUCAUCCUCGGGGCGUUUCUGGGGGCGUUUGUGUUUUCGUGGGAGGUGAUGGGGGAGGGGGUGGGGGUGGUGGGAAACGAUGCUACCGCCGUGACGAAGUGCUGUGGUUAG